AUGAACAUAGGUCAUUGCAGCAAUCCCUUGUUGACUGUAAAGCCCGCGAUGAAUAGUCUUGGUAUGCAAGGUUCAGCGAAAUCAGACCUAGGCAAAAUUAGUGACAAAGUAUUCAAAGCUUUCGAUUUGUUUGACCAGGAUGGAAAUAAAACAGUAAAUGAUAGAGAUAUAGGAACAAUUCUGCGCAGUUUAGGACUAUGCCCAUCUGAGGCUGAACUAAAGGACUUCAUUUCUCAAAUUGAAAAUAAUCCACCAAGUGGCAUUAUUAACUAUGAGCGCUUUUUUCCCGCCGUUCGAGAUAUUAUGCUUUAUGGAAAGUUUGACAUCCUUCCGGAGGAAGAAAUUACUCGAGCAUUCCAAGCCCUCGAUCCUAAAAAGACUGGCUUUGUUGACCAGGAAGUGCUCAAAGAGCACCUGUUGACCGAGGGUGAAAGCUUUACACAAGAGGAGAUGGACGAAAUGCUUUCUUGCACAACUGAUCCAUCGAAAAAUAAAAUUAAUUAUCGGGACUACGCAGUUAAGCUUGCUGAUAUAACUAGAACCUAA
Rodentolepis nana is the source of this 546-nucleotide messenger RNA. Lineage: Eukaryota; Metazoa; Platyhelminthes; Cestoda; Cyclophyllidea; Hymenolepididae. The record is from the annotation of a GenBank genome assembly.